Messenger RNA from Aspergillus fischeri NRRL 181, 2460 nucleotides. RefSeq names its product putative anaphase-promoting complex component Cut20/Apc4. Gene Ontology annotation, cellular component: nuclear periphery; anaphase-promoting complex. Gene Ontology annotation, molecular function: protein binding. Gene Ontology annotation, biological process: anaphase-promoting complex-dependent catabolic process; protein K11-linked ubiquitination; positive regulation of mitotic metaphase/anaphase transition. The record is from RefSeq and is a predicted model, not a curated record. Bases 1 to 2460 code for a protein of 819 amino acids. The transcript has 7 exons. Lineage: Eukaryota; Fungi; Ascomycota; Eurotiomycetes; Eurotiales; Aspergillaceae.
AUGGCUGAAGAGGUCUUCAAGCCACAGCUCACGCCCGUGGGCGAAAAGUCACUGCCGGCAAAAUGCAAGGCAAGCACGCUGACCUACUGUCCCACGAUGGACCUGAUCGCCCUAGUCACAGAGGAUGAAGAGUUACGCGUUUUCCGGCUGAACGGGCAGAAGGUCUUCGGGGGGUCAUUCAAGGGAGAUCCGUACCUGGGCGAGGACGAAGCAGACGGGGAGAUCCGAGCGGUGAGGUGGAAGGAUAAUGGAAAUUUACUGGCGGUUGCUUGCGCAGAUGACACCGUCCGGUUGAUCAGCGCGUACAGUGGUAAAACGGUGCACCAUUACCCUGCGGAUCAGCCGGGCGCUCACGCUCAGCCCGUCAGCAUCACCUGUCUGGGCUGGGGCGUCAACUUUACAGAUAGUAAAGCUGCGCAGCGCCAUCUGCAGGAGGCUGCGGGGCAGCUCACCGUCUCGGAUCUGCUGUCGCCAGAUACCCAGCCGUCCAAGGCGGCGGCGCUGCUCAAGGCUGAUUUGCCGCGGGAGUUGGCAUUGCUGGAUAUCGAGAGCUCCUUGCCGAAAUUGAGUACGUUGCCUGCGACGGGAAGCGACUCUCGAGCGUCAAUCGAUGCGAUUUUCCACUCGUCCUCGAAAAACAGUAAUGAUGCGGUUGAUGUGCUGCUGGUUGGGUUUGAUGAUGGGACUGUCCAUCUGCGUAUCUUUGACUGCUUCGAAAUUGGCUCGUUUAAGAUCGGGAUAUCGGACGGCGGUUCGUCUGCUUGCAGAAUACUCCAGCAUGCGUCGCAUCCAUUGAGCUCAACGCAUGCGUUGCUGGCGUCCGCGUCGACUCCUGGCUCUUCUGGUGGACUGCAUCUACUCACUAUUGAUCUUCGCUUUAUCACUAGAUCGGGUCGGUAUCUGUCGCUUCUGGCCUACAAAACCACCCAGUUACAGAAUUUGCUCCGUUAUAUCGGCCAGGUCCAGAGGCAGAUUGAGCUUGAGUGGAAGAAUGCGCAGGAGUUGCCUGCACGAUACAUGCGCAGUAUCAAUGAGGAUCUGAAGGAUAAAUGCCAUUGUGACUUUGUCACGGCCGCUUACCAUCUGGUGGUGACGGGCGAUUGCUUCGAGCCACUGAAGGAAUUUCUGGUAGAUAUUGUCGGCGAAAGGGGACAUAAACGUUGGGAAAAGGCUGUCUCAAGCGGCUAUGAGAAUGUCCGACGCCUGACGCACGAGUGUCUACUGCCCGCACUUGAGCGAUGCGAAGUGCUGCUUAGUCGACUUAUCGGCCUAUCUCGAUUCCAGAAACUCAGCGAAGUGCUGGGCUUAGAAACCAACGACCUCAAUGCGAGUGUCGAGACGCUUGAUUGUCUUCAUCUCCUUUGUCACCAGAUCCUUAUCAAUGCUAACGAGGAACUGGCUCAGUUCAUCGCCUUCUCCCAGUGGCUUCGACAUGAAAUUGAUAUGCAGACUGCGGAGCCCAUGUCACAAACUCUGGAUGAACUUAUGGAGAAGACAGACAUGAUAGAUUAUCCACAGACUCUGAAAUACAUUAGAGGCGCGCUAACCAAGAGCACACUCCAGCACUUUAUCCAGCAGCUUCCCAUGAUGGGAGUGCCUGUUGCUAAGCCUUCUGCUACAUCAGACAAGUGGACGGCUGCAGAUGACCGGCCCUUUUACGACACAUUCAAAAAGCUUCUUGAACAGCUGAAUCAGGGCCAAAACAAUGCGAACCCUCCGGAGCUUCCCAAGAUGAAUGACUUGACAAAGCGCUUAGGACUACAGUUUGAAAAGGUCUUUCGGCAAAUAGCGAUAACACAACGCAGAGGCAUCUUGCACCGUUCACCUCUUGCUCUUCAUCCGGAUGCCGAUCAGGAGGUUAUUGAUAUCACAAUGUGCUCCGAGAAUAGUGAAGAUGGGACGGUUAGUGUUAUCUAUAUCGCCGUGAGAUCAAUCAAGUCACAUCAUCUACUCUACAUCUACCGUGUUGUGUCAGACUCCGAGAAUGGAGUCAGUUCUACCCGGCAAAUCUGCAUAGGAGCACUGAAUCUGCAGGAAGGAGAAAUUCGCCAGAUUCAAUUCGUGCAGGACGAUACCAUGAUGCUCCUUUGGUCGAAUGACAAAGGAUCUGCCUAUCUGCUGAACAUCCCGUUUCAGCCCGCAUCCACGUUCGAUAACGAAGGAGCCUUCAGCUCGCCAUCUCCUUUCUUCAUCACCUACAGCGACAAGCUGCUUGACUCUACCUCACCUCAACCCACAAUAGAUGCUACGACACUGGACUUGUUAUCGCCGCAUUCCACGCACGCGAGCCUCAUCAAGCAUGCCUUUUCUCCGUCCGGUCAGAAGGCCAGACCCUUGCGGUUCGACGUCAAUGGACGAAAAGGUCGCCGGGCGAUCUGCGUCUUGUACGGCGAUGGGUUGCGGUAUGAAGUCCUGGACAUGGAUGCUGAAAUGGCUGAUGAGGAUGAGGACAGUGAAUAG